CAUCGCCUCAUACAGAGGAUCUUCGACUGGUGUGUACUGUACAGCUGCUGCAAAUCGGGCGAGGAAGUCCGAAGACCUGCAGCUGUUUGGAGCGCAGGAUAAUCAUGGAUAAACCCGAAAACCCACCGCUGUAGGACCGAUCAGUCCGCCCCCGAGCCGGAGGACAGGUGGAGAGAACUUUAUACGCCGCCACGACGGAGGGCUUCCCCCCGGUCCCCUCCCUGUUGGAAGAAAUGUGGCUGAACCCGGAGGAAGUCCUGCUGAAAAACGCUCUGAAGCUCUGGGUGACCGAGAGGAGCAACGACUUCUUUCUCCUGCAGAGGAGGAGAGGCCACGGAGAGCGGACGAGCAAGAUCACAGGUCUCCUGGUGGGAGCUUUAGACACAGUCCUCGACUCCAAUGCGAGGGUCACACCUUUCCGGAUCCUCCUCCAGGUUCCCGGCUCUCAGAUCAGCUGGGUCAUUGCCGUCGGAGCCGUCAUCGAGGAGGUGAACAAGCACUGGGAUUGGCUGGUCCACAACCUGCUUCACUCUCUGUCCGUGUUUGAGAACAAGGACGAUGUCGCCAGCUUCGUCAAAGGAAAAGUCAGGGGCCUUAUUGCGGAGGAGGUCCGGGGUCGCCAGGCCGCCCAGGAGGAAGAUCCGGAGAAGUUCAGGGAUGCUUUGCUGAAGUUUGAGCUGCACUUCGGCCUCCCGUCAUCGGAGAAGCUGGUGACGUUCUACUCCUGCUGCUGCUGGAAGGGCCGGGUGCCUCGACAGGGUUUCCUCUACCUCAGCAUCAACCACAUGGCCUUCUACUCCUUCCUGCUGGGGAAGGAAGUCAAGUUUGUGAUUCCCUGGGCCGAGGUCACACGGUUGGAGCGGGUCUCCACUGGUCUGAUGACGGAGGCGAUCCGCGUGAACACGCGGCAGCGGCAGAGGGAGUUCUCCAUGUUCCUGAGCCUGGACGAGGCCUUCGGGGUCAUAGGUCAGCUGGCUGACAUCGCCCUCAGGCGGCUGCUGGACAGCGAAGGCCUGGAGCUGGACCGAGUGCUGCAGCAGCCGGCGCGCAUCUCCAAAAGGAUCCUAGAGGAGCAGGCGCUAAGGGAGUACGUCCUGGCUCUGUUUCGGCUGCCUCGCGGUGAAAAGCUGUACGAGGUGGCCUCCUGUUCGGUGUGGACGCCUCACGCCCGCUGCCAUACGCCCGGGACUCUCUACACCACCGACAACUACCUGUGUUUCUCCAGCCGAGAGGAAGGCAGCUGCACCCUGCUCAUACCCCUCUCAGAGGUGUUGUCCAUAGAGAAAGCAGAGAGCACCAGCCCCCUCCCGAACCCCGUCAUCGUGAGCCUCCGCACUAAAAAGGCCUUCCAGCUGAUCGAGCUGCAGGACAGAGACGAGCUGGUGGAGAGUCUGAGCUGCAGACUCCGAGCUCUGCAGUGGAAACAGUCCAUGUUCAGGGGGAAGAAAGACGGAAGGAGGAGCGUGCGCUCUCCGACGCCGUACUACACCUUCUACUACGACACUGGGUUCUCUGACGAGGAAGAGAUAGAGGAGAAGGUCCUGCGCAACACGGUCAACAGCGAAGCUCUGAUGACGGCCUUCCACCAAAACCAACCGGGAACCAACGGCAGCAAGGGCAUGGACCAGGUGAAGGAGCGCCUGUGGGAGGAUCACUUCUCAGACUUCGGCCGAGGCGUCCACAUGUUUCGCACGGAGAAGAUCCAGAGGCUGGUUGCCAUGGGGAUACCGGAGUCGCUACGCGGGGAGCUGUGGAUGAUGCUCUCAGACGCCUCCUCUGAGCUGGAGUCCCACCCGGGCUACUACGCCAGCCAGGUGCAGAAGUCGAUGGGACACAGCAACUUGGCCACGGAGGAGAUCGAGCGUGACCUGCACCGCUCGCUUCCCGACCACCCGGCUUUCCAGAACCCCACGGGCAUCGCUGCGCUGCGGCGCGUCCUCACGGCCUACGCUCACCGCAACCCGAAGAUCGGAUACUGCCAGUCCAUGAACAUCCUGGCGUCUGUGCUGCUGCUCUACGCUAAAGAAGAAGAAGCCUUCUGGCUGCUGGUGGCUGUUUGUGAGAGGAUGCUGCCCGACUACUUCAACCGCAGGGUCAUAGGAGCUCAGGUCGACCAGUCGGUGUUCGAGGAGCUGAUCAGGGAGCGUUUGCCCGAGCUGGCUGAGAACGUCCCGGACCUCACCACCCUCUCCUCCGUGUCCCUCUCCUGGUUCCUCACCCUCUUCCUCAGCGUCCUGCCCUUCCAGAGCGCCGUCUGCGUGGUCGACUGCUUCUUCUUCAACGGAAUCAAAGCCAUCUUCCAGCUCGGCCUGGCUGUGCUGGAGGCCAAUGCUGCCCAGCUCUCGGCCAGCACAGACGACGGGCAGGCGCUCAUGAUUCUCACCAGUUUUCUGGACCAGGUAGGAAGCGAGGAGCCGUCUCCUGUUCCGUCCUCCCCGCCGGCUGCAGAGGAAAACGUCUGCAGCGACACAGAUAUACCUGCUGUGAAACACGCAAACAUCACCGACCUCAUCAACGAGUCCUGUGAGAAAUUCAGAGACCUGACGGUGCGACAGAUUGAGAGACUUCGCUGUCGACACAGAAUCCAAGUGCUGCAGGCGCAUGAAGACACCACCAAAGAAAACGCUUUGAGACUGGCGCUGCAAGAUGUCUCCAUCCCUCCAGAGACUCUGUCUGACGUCUACGAUCUCUUCAAGACGGAGCACUUCAUCAGUCUGUACUGGGGCGACAGCAGCUCCGCGGCGGCAGCGGCGGCGGCGGCGUGGCGCGACUCCGGACGCUCCUUCGUGGAGCGGCAGUACCGCCUGGACCGACCCCAGUUCAAGAGCCUGUACGGGCUCCUGGCGCCGUGGCCCGGAGGCUCCGACCAACACACCGACACGCUGGCCAACCGCACCUUCACCCUGCUGGACCAGGACCGGGACAGCCUGGUCACAUUCAAAGAGUUUGCCAGCUGGCUGGAUACUUUGUACUGUGAAGAGCUGAAUGAGAAGAUACGGCUCCUCUACCGACUCCACAUCCCUCCAGCUCUGACAGAGAGCGAGGACGACCCCUCCCUGAUGAAGAGCCCCCUCCUGUCCACUAACAGACCCCUGUAUAUGAAUCUGCCCUCUGGUGGGGGUGAAAGCGAGGUGAAGGAUUACCAGCAGCAGCUGAAGCAGAUGCUGAAGGAUUUGGCCAAAGAGAAGGAGAAAGAUGCUGAGAAGCCUCUGCCACUAAUGAACCAGAGGGAGUUCAUCCAGUUCUGUAAGACGCUCUACAGCUUGUUCCAGAGCGACCCGGAGGAGAACGACCUCUUCCAGGCCAUCGCCACGGUAACCAGCCUGGUGCUGCAGAUCGGUGAAGCCGGCCACCGCAGGCAGAGCUCCGGGUCGGAGGCCACCGGCACUCAGCAUCAGCAGGAUCAGGAGGAGAAGGAUCAGGAGAAGAAGGAGGAGGAGGAGAAGGAGUGGACGAUCAGCUACGCUCAGAUCCUGGCGUCGCUGCUCACGGAACAGGCCCUGGUGAACUUCUUCGAGAAGCCCGUGGAUCUGCCGGCGAAGAUCGCGAAGGCCAAGGAGAACCAGUACCACCAGAGAGCCGGUGUGCUCUCGCUGCAGCAAGGGACCAGAUGACUCAAAAGCUAACAAAUAACAAAUAAAUGUGAAGAGUGGACUCGGAGCCACGACGUAAGCCAAAUAUCUUGAAGAUGUACACACAGUAUCAGUAUGAGUUUAAUGUGAAGAGCCUUGACGUUCUCUGAUUGACUUUCUUUGACCUGGAACUGACAACAGAAAGGAGUUUUUUGUGUCUAAUAUUUUGAGCCAAAACAACUCAAUGGUCCAACUCACUGGAAUCAGACAUUAGUAAAUUCAAAUUCUAUUUUUUAUUUAGCGCUAACGUCCCUGAUGAAUUCCAAUUAUUGCCUUGUUACGUGCGGUUAAACUGAGACGUGGAGAAACUAAUCUGCUCUAUUUAUACAGUGUUUACAGGUGAUCAUCUACGAGCUCUAAGUCCUUCGUUUUAGAAACGUGUUUUAUGUUUUUCAGGAGGCUGCCUUAUUAGGAAGCUACGGUGCAGCAUUAAGGACAAAUCCACAGCAUGCAACGUGUUCCUUUAUCUUUUCUUUUUUUUUUUAAGUUAAUUUUAUUACUCCUGUUUCUUUUUAAUAUGAAAUGUUUUCACGUGCAUGCACUUUGAUUAAAGAUAUUUUUUAAAACCUUUUUCAAAUUACCGGAAUCGACACGGUUACAGAAAAGACGACACUGCUUUAAAUAAAAAGACUUUGCGGAAGGAAA
Mugil cephalus (flathead mullet) is the source of this 4277-nucleotide messenger RNA. Its product is annotated as TBC1 domain family member 8. NCBI's taxonomy places the organism in Eukaryota, Metazoa, Chordata, Actinopteri, Mugiliformes, Mugilidae. The record is from RefSeq and is a predicted model, not a curated record. Gene Ontology annotation, molecular function: calcium ion binding. The transcript is spliced from 20 exons. Bases 234 to 3614 code for a protein of 1126 amino acids.